This is a messenger RNA of Tigriopus californicus, 2185 nucleotides long. RefSeq names its product cytochrome P450 2J4-like. The transcript has a single exon. Gene Ontology annotation, molecular function: oxidoreductase activity, acting on paired donors, with incorporation or reduction of molecular oxygen, reduced flavin or flavoprotein as one donor, and incorporation of one atom of oxygen; heme binding; iron ion binding. The record is from RefSeq and is a predicted model, not a curated record. Bases 522 to 1997 code for a protein of 491 amino acids. Gene Ontology annotation, biological process: xenobiotic metabolic process. Gene Ontology annotation, cellular component: cytoplasm; intracellular membrane-bounded organelle. Lineage: Eukaryota; Metazoa; Arthropoda; Copepoda; Harpacticoida; Harpacticidae.
UCGAGGGCUCCUCACGAGUCGAUCAAAAAGUGUUUGUUCUGAUUCUUGAUGAUCAGGAACAUUUCAGCUGAGCUUGUUUGGGGAGGUUCCUCCAUGUCAAACGGAAGGUAGACCUCAGUAGUUCCAAUUAACAGACGUGUCAAUUGCGCGUCAAUCGCAAGCAAUGCACCAAAGCCUUGUUUGUUGGGCACGUUUUGGCUCAUUUGUUUUCUCCCGAAUUAAUCGGCGCUCUUCCUGACCAAACACAUAGGGUGCUGAGUAAACAAUUCAAGCGAACUGAGCAAGAUCCUCAUAAUUGUCGAACACCCAGAUCAAACAAACGAUUCGAGACGAAUUCUGAUCCUAGAAAUUCUACAGAACCUUUUCAGCGAAUUCUGGCGAUCGUUUCCCUUUAAUGAAACCAAUAUGUGAUAAGAGUAUAAAAAGGGAGAGAAAGAUGGAAUCGACAUCAUUCAACGACGAACUACCAAACAACGAACAACUAGCAGUUCAAGACAAAGACAGAAUUACACAAUCCUACAAUGCUGAGUUCAUACCUGCUCCUCUUCACAGUUGCCCUUGUGGCUUCUAACUUCAUCUACAAAUUUGCCCAUAAGUACCGCAAUCUUCCACCAGGUCCAUUGGGGGUGCCCAUCUUGGGCUACCUACCCUUUUUGGAUGUCAGCAACCUUGGGGAGGCUUUCAAGAACAUUGCCAAGACUUAUGGCGACAUCUUCAGCCUCCGAGUGGGAACUGAAAUGGCCGUGGUAUUAAACAGCUACGAGUCCAUCAAGGCGGCCUUUAGUAAGACCGAGCUGUGCGCUCGACCCAACACAUUCAUGUUCCGGUUCUUCAGCCAAGGCGAGAACGGGAUCGCCUCCACCAGUGGCGAGAAGUGGGAAGUGCAACGCAAGUUCACCCACUCCAACCUUAAGGCAUUGGGCUUUGGUCAGAACAAGAUGGAGAGCUUCAUCAAGGACGAGAUCCAUGAUCUCAUCGAGUUGCUUGAGGAGAAAUCCAAGGGUGGUCAACCUGUUGAGAUUGGCUACGACAUCAAUGUGUCCAUUGUGAACGUGAUUUGGGCUCUGAUCACAGGCGAGCGGAAGCCUCAUCAUGAUCAAAAGCUGCGUGACUUCCUGACCUCGGUGAACAAGGGCAUCGAAUUGGCCUCCACGUCCGGCAUCCUCUUGUUCAUGCCCUUCCUCGUCAAGAUCUUCCCUGAGAGCAUGUUUGGCAUCGACAAGAUGCGCAAAUGGAUGAAACACUCCUACAGCUAUCUGCAAGAAGUGAUUGACGAACACAAGGUCAACCACACGGACGUCAUCUCAAACCAGGAUUUUAUCGACGCUUUCCUCUCGGAAAUGAAGAAGGACGGUGCUCAUCCUUCCUUCAACGAGUUCCAAUUGUUGGUUCUCUGCUCGGAGCUGUUUGGUGCCGGUGGUGAGCCCACUUCCGUCACCCUGAAAUGGGCUCUGCGAUUCCUGGCCCUCAACCCGCACGUGCAAGCCAAGGCUCAAGCUGAGAUCCAGCAAGUGGUGGGCAACAACCGCAUGGUGGACCUGGAAGAUCGACCUAACCUACCCUAUGUGCAAGCCAUGAUCCACGAAAUCAUUCGCUUUUCGGACAUCCACCCCAUUGGAGUCAUGCACAGCCCCUCUGAAGACACCGAGUUGGAAGGCUUCAAGCUGCCCAAGGGCAUCUUCAUCUUCCCCAACUUCCACGCCGUCCACCGUGAUCCCCGUCAUUGGGAGAAACCAGAGGAGCUGUACCCUGAGCAUUGGUUGGACGCCAAUGGUCAAUUUGUUCCCAACCACGAUGGCUUCAUCGCCUUUGGAGCUGGCAAGAGGAAAUGUCCCGGUCAAGAAGUGGCUCAAAUGGAAUUGUUUUCCUUUGUGGCCAACCUCAUUCAGAAGUUCAACUUUUCGUUGCCCGCUUCUGAUUGCGGCACCCUUGAGACCUCAAUGGGAUGUGUGGUGUCACCCAAGCCCUACGAUCUUGUGCUUGAGGCCAGAUAUUAGAUCUUUGGUUAAGAUCUUUUGACACAAGCUCACAUACACACACGCACACACACACACCAUACCUGAGAAACUCAAUGGGAGAACUUUCCCUUCUUGUGACCGCAACCAAUUGUCAGCUCUAUCAAUAUUCAUUCAGAAAUAUCCAUUUAUUCACUUGUUAUAUGCUAAAUACAUGCUAAAAGAGCCUA